AUGGACUUGAGCAAUUUCGACUUCGAUGCCCUCGAUCAUGCAACUCGAGACGAAACUCUCGCCCGUCUGUCCUAUCCAAUUGUUCCGGGCUUUGAAUUGGAUCCAUCCCGUCCAAUCGAAUCUCUCGAUAAUGCUUGGCAUGAGACCGACUGGCAGAGCGACUGGCAGCAGACCAGCUGGCAACAGCAUAGCGCCCAUGCCCAUGCAUACAACGAGCCCCAGGGCGCUCUACCAGCCGAUUUUCAGGGUCAAACCCACUCCCCAACAAUGCUAGUGGAGUUCCAUCCCAAUCUCGACCCUCAAGAGAGCGACAAGACACACUACAAUCUUGUACCUUGGACUGGCCUUGUCAAGACCCAGGGCCUUGCCCUUGCGACUCAGAAUACGACUCUCCUUGAGUCUACUGACACGCAUGAUCUCAAUCACAUCGAAGCACGGGAUAGCAAUUGUACCAAAGCAGAAGACCUUAAACGUAUCGAAGAGGCACGAGCUGCGAAAUGUUGUACUUGGAAGGACUGUCAAUCAGUUUCCCCCUUCCCAAGUGGUGCUGCUCUCAAAGGCCAUCUCGAAGACCAUGCAAGAGAUGUCAUUAAACGCUGGUCACGCGAUACUGAGUGUUCAUGGAGCGGCUGUGUCUCGAAGGCGAAGUUCAAGCUUCUUUCGCCAUUGAGAGGCCAUCUUGAGAAUGCUCACGUCAAACCCCUUCUCUGUAUCUGA
Hyaloscypha bicolor E is the source of this 717-nucleotide messenger RNA. RefSeq lists its product as uncharacterized. The record is from RefSeq and is a predicted model, not a curated record. Lineage: Eukaryota; Fungi; Ascomycota; Leotiomycetes; Helotiales; Hyaloscyphaceae. The transcript has 2 exons. The coding region runs from base 1 to 717 and encodes 238 amino acids.